AUCCAACUACUCGACAGCCAGCGACGACCGCCAGCCCGCUCAACCACAAUUAUACCCACCACAACCACUUCAAUCUCCCGCAUAUCACACAGACAACUCAAAUCAAUAUGCUCUGUCUCCGCUGCAGGGCUCUGCCCUCCCUCCGAACCCCGGUGUCCACCAUGCGCACCUCCAUGAAUAAAAUCUCCCAAUUCACCCCGCAAACAACCACCACACCCACCACCCUCCUCUCCUCCCGACCUUUCUCCUCCACUCUCCUCUCCACGCCAACCCGCCUCCAACCAGGCCAGACUUCUCAGACUCUCUCUUCCCGGCUCAGCCCUUCGACAUCCGCCCUCUUCACCCCGUCCAUCUCAUCACUGCUUCCUCUCCAGAGCCGUUCUUUCUCCGCCACGGCCGCUCUGGGCGUUAAGCGUAACACGUUCCGGCCCUCGCGCCGGGUGCAGAAGCGUCGCUCGGGUUUCUUGGCUCGUAACACUGAUAGGAAAGGGCGGUUGACUCUUAUUCGUCGGCGGUUGAAGGGGCGGAAGGCUAUGAGCUGGUAAAGGGUGUUUGUAUGGGGAUUUGGAGAGAUUGUCGUGGGACUUGAGAGGGUGAGGUACCCCCAGUGUCUUAUUGAGGGUACAUGACUCGUCUUGUCUCUACGGACUGGGGAUUGUUGAGGCAUUGAGGUAUUGAGGCGGGAUAUGUCAGGCCAGUGUGUGUGGCUUUUUGUACCAUAUUUACCUUUCCUUCCGGUGGUGUUGAAACACCUGGAAGGGAUGUUGUGGAGAUUAUACUCAUUUCAGCAAUGUUUUUCU
Molecule: messenger RNA, 800 nt
Organism: Penicillium subrubescens
Lineage: Eukaryota; Fungi; Ascomycota; Eurotiomycetes; Eurotiales; Aspergillaceae
Product: mitochondrial 54S ribosomal protein bL34m
Exons: 2
Coding region: 108-545 (145 amino acids)
Biological process (GO): translation
Cellular component (GO): mitochondrial large ribosomal subunit; ribosome
Molecular function (GO): structural constituent of ribosome
Source: RefSeq, a predicted model, not a curated record